UUCGUCGUUAUUUUUCUGGGAUGUCUGUGGCGACUGUCAUGCUUCGGUGUACAUUAGGGACGGGAGUUGACUCGACACGGCAGCGAUGACACCAAAUGCCAAGGCGCACGGGAGAAGCCGGAGUGGCAGCGGAGGCCACCAAUCAGUAGCCGGGUAAGUGUGCGAAUUUGUCUGCCUGAGGCCGCAAGACCGUCCUUCGAACCAGCUCCAUGCCGGGAAAUGUGGAAACGGUGCUUCGGCCCAGAAUCAGCGGCCUUUCCUGAAAAACCUCAGUCCACGGACUCCGCCGACGUCGACACAACCAACGAGCCAACCCCUUCGCCGCUCUUCCUCCCCUUUCCCCGCCUCUGCCGUACGGAUCGCAGCGACGACGAUUAGCGACCACGCCGCUAUUUUCCUUUCAUCGACCACCACCGAUCCGAACUGAAUCUACUCUAACCCCAAUUCCGAAAAAAUCAAUGGCGCCCCUCCAGACAAUGUCGCGCACCCUCGCGCGGUCCGCCGCCCGCCUGCCGGCCACCUCUACUUGCGUGCGCGCCAUGAGCUCGUCCCCAGCUCUCCGAGACGCCUCCUCGUCGUCGACUUUCCAGAGCCCUUUCACCUUCAAGGGCCAGAGCAAGAGCACCGAGAUUCCGGAUUUUUCAAAGUACAUUUCCAAGAAGCAGGCUAGCUCGAAUGCUCUCUUCUCGUACUUUAUGGUUGGCACGCUGGGCGCCAUCUCAGCGGCGGGGGCCAAGUCUACUAUUCAGGAGUUUCUUGUCAACAUGUCUGCUUCGGCUGAUGUCUUGGCCAUGGCCAAGGUCGAGGUCGACCUCAAUGCCAUCCCUGAGGGCAAGAACGUCAUUAUCAAGUGGCGCGGCAAGCCCGUCUUCAUCCGCCACCGGACGGCGGCCGAGAUCGAGGAGGCCAACCAGGUCAACGUCGCCUCACUAAGAGACCCCCAGAGCGACGAGGAACGUGUCAAAAAGCCCGAGUGGCUCGUCAUGCUUGGCGUCUGCACACACUUGGGUUGCGUGCCCAUCGGCGAGGCCGGCGACUUUGGCGGUUGGUUCUGCCCCUGCCACGGUUCCCACUACGACAUCUCGGGCCGCAUCAGGAAAGGCCCCGCCCCGCUGAACCUCGAGGUUCCCGCGUACGACUUCUCGGACGACGGCAAGUUGGUCAUUGGUUAAGGACCUGGAAAUCGACUGUGAGGGCAACGACACGGACACGGAGACAGAGACAGCGGGAGACUGGGCGGGGUGGUGUAUGAGUACAGUACGGGGUUUGGGCGAGACGAGAAAGAGAGCGUCGCAGAUUUCCGGUUGCAGCCACCUGCUUAUAGACCAUAAACCGCGGAGCAAGCCUGACUGCUGCUUGAGUUUGGGCAAUUUUCCUCUGUCUUUGCUAGUAUCCCCUAGACAGACCUUGUUCGUUGGACAAUGUUGAUUGUACAAAUAAGACGCAAGACAAGACAUUCUUCGGGCUGACUGGCUUGUGACAGGUCAACUGGGCAUCGAACAGGAUGGCUUGUUAUGUAUAAUGUGAUGGGAACGCCCAACAGGCAGUGACCCGAUCGGUUCAGGCAUGAAGGCACAAGUGCCGG
Parathielavia appendiculata is the source of this 1585-nucleotide messenger RNA. RefSeq names its product ubiquinol cytochrome reductase. NCBI's taxonomy places the organism in Eukaryota, Fungi, Ascomycota, Sordariomycetes, Sordariales, Chaetomiaceae. Gene Ontology annotation, biological process: mitochondrial electron transport, ubiquinol to cytochrome c. The record is from RefSeq and is a predicted model, not a curated record. Gene Ontology annotation, molecular function: 2 iron, 2 sulfur cluster binding; quinol-cytochrome-c reductase activity. Bases 459 to 1172 code for a protein of 237 amino acids. Gene Ontology annotation, cellular component: membrane. The transcript has 4 exons.